CUGAAAAACUUGUUGUUGUCUGAAAGAUGGCGUCUAACGUAGAGGCCCCGGAGCGCUGGUACCUCGCCCUUCUCGGCUUUGCGGAACAUUUCCGAACCUCCAGUCCGCCCAAAAUACGACUGUGCGUACACUGCCUCCAAGCCGUGUUCCAGUUCAAACCCCCGCAGAGAAUUGAGGCUCGGACGCAUCUUCAGCUCGGCUCGGUCCUCUACCACCACACCAAGAACAGCGAGCUGGCCCGCAGCCACUUGGAGAAAGCGUGGUACAUUUCUCAACAAGUUCCUCAGUUUGAAGAUGUCAAGUUUGAAGCUGCCAGCAUUUUGUCUGAGCUCUUCUGCCAGCAGAAUUUGGUGGACUCUGCAAAGCCUCUGCUCCGCAAAGCCAUCCAGAUCUCACAACAAACACCGUAUUGGCACUGCAGGCUGUUGUUUCAGUUGGCGCAACUUCAUACACUGGAGAAAGACUUGGUGUCAGCAUGUGACCUUUUGGGAGUUGGAGCCGAGUAUGCCAGAGUGGUGGGCUCAGAAUAUACUAGAGCAUUAUUUCUUCUCAGUAAAGGCAUGUUGCUGCUUAUGGAGAGGAAGCUUGGAGAAGUGCAUCCUCUUCUCACACUAUGUGGGACUAUCGUGGAAAACUGGCAGGGGAACCCCAUCCAGAAGGAGUCGCUGAGGGUGUUUUUCCUGGUGCUGCAGGUCACACACUACCUGGAUGCUGGACAGGUGAAGAGUGUGAAGCCAUGUCUGAAGCAGCUGCAGCAGUGUAUCCAGACCAUCUCCACACUCCAUGAUGACGAGAUCCUGCCCAGUAAUCCGGCUGACCUCUUCCAUUGGCUGCCCAAGGAACACAUGUGUGUCCUUGUGUAUUUGGUGACGGUGAUGCACUCCAUGCAAGCAGGCUAUCUGGAGAAAGCUCAGAAGUACACAGACAAGGCCCUGAUGCAACUAGAGAAACUAAAAAUGUUGGACUGCAGUCCCAUCCUCUCUACCUUUCAAGUCAUUCUACUGGAGCAUAUCAUCAUGUGCCGACUUGUCACAGGACAUAAGGCAACUGCGUUGCAAGAGAUCUCACAGGUGUGUCAGCUGUGCCAACAGUCUCCCAGGCUAUUCACCAACCACGCUGCCCAGCUUCACACACUAUUAGGUCUGUACUGCAUCUCAGUGAACUGCAUGGACAAUGCAGAGGCACAGUUUACUACAGCGUUGAGGCUCACCACGCACCAGGAACUGUGGACGUACAUUGUAACCAACUUGGCCAGUGUCUACAUAAGGGAAGGAAACCGACACCAGGAGCUGUACAGCCUCUUGGAGAGAAUAAACCCAGACCAUAACUUCCCAGUAAGCUCCCACUGCCUCCGUGCGGCAGCCUUCUACAUCAGAGGACUCCUGUCCUUCUUUCAAGGACGAUACAAUGAGGCAAAGCGCUUCCUGCGGGAGACCCUGAAGAUGUCCAACGCUGAGGAUCUGAACAGGCUGACUGCCUGCUCCCUGGUUCUGCUGGGCCACAUUUUCUACGUGCUGGGCAACCACAGAGAGAGCAACAACAUGGUUGUACCUGCAAUGCAGCUGGCCAGUAAGAUCCCCGACAUGUCAGUUCAGCUCUGGUCUUCGGCUCUGUUGAAAGACCUGAACAAAGCACUUGGGAACACUAUGGAUGCCCAUGAAGCUGCCCAGAUGCACCAGAACUUCUCCCAGCAGCUCCUACAGGACCAUAUCGCAGCCUGCAGCCUCCCUGAGCAUAACCUCAUCAGUUGGACAGACGGCCCGCCUCCUGUCCAGAUCCAGGCCCAGAACGGGCCAACCACCAGCCUGGCUAGCCUGCUAUGAGCAGCCUCCCGUAUGACUGCAGCUGGUGUUUUAUCACAGGCAGCAAAUGGAUGCCGAUUAACCUGCUAUUCAGACCACUGUAGCUUGAAAGGAUUUUAACAAUUGAUUGUCUGUGCUUUUCACCUUUUUGUAUACUCAAAAUUUCUUCCUCAAAUUGUUCAAUGUCACGCAGCAUCAGCCGUCUGAUGUUCAUGUUUCAUCAUCUUUCUUGACAUGGAUGCUUAUGGGGCACAAGUGCAGGACUUCUAUCUGUCUGCCAGGAUUUAUUUCCAUUUGUUGGAAAAGGUGGGUUUGAUAAAGGGGUGAUGCAGAAACGGAGAAAUUAAUUUAUUCUUGUCACUUUCAAACUGAUGGUAAAUAUUUAACUUCUGGCAUUUUUGGUAUGAAGGGUUUGUUUUAUGCAUGGUAGUUACUAACGCAGGUUCCCCAUUUUCUGAUCCUCACCAAUUGAUCUCUCUUUUUUUUUGCACAGAAUGUGCAAAUAAUAUAAACAGCUUAGUUUCGCAAAAUUUGGAUUUGAAAAGUGUAAUUCUGCAGAAGUUCAGUUAUUUUGAGGCAAUGUGGAGAGUGCCUCUUUUAGGUCUGCUGUUUUGAACUACUUUAUCUACCUGAAUGAUUGGUUUGAUAAAGCAUUUACCUGAUUUAUUUUUCCAAGUUCCAUAAUAUAUACAUAUAUAUAUAUAUAAAAUUUUCAUCUGUUUUAGAGAUAUCAAAUGCUUUUUUGUUAUAUGUUGUCCUGAUAGUUUGAUUACAUUUUCCCCUCACUAUGUCUGUUUAGAUUUGCCACUCGAACCUUUUACUGUACAUUAACAUUUUAUAAAGUCUCUAGUAAGGUGUGAUGAUAUUUUAGUCAUUCAAUGUAGGCAUAUUGUUGCUUGGUAUUUAAAUUACUCUGUAAGGAUACAGUUGACGCUUAAGUACUGGUCAUAUUUUAUCCAAAUCCUAUGUUUUUAACUUGGUUUUGCUUUUUUAAUAAUUCUCCAAUAAAUAUAUGACUCAUUU
Salarias fasciatus (jewelled blenny) is the source of this 2825-nucleotide messenger RNA. It is a transcript of the gene mau2, whose product is annotated as MAU2 sister chromatid cohesion factor. Gene Ontology annotation, biological process: mitotic sister chromatid cohesion. The transcript is spliced from 18 exons. The coding region runs from base 27 to 1823 and encodes 598 amino acids. The record is from RefSeq and is a predicted model, not a curated record. Lineage: Eukaryota; Metazoa; Chordata; Actinopteri; Blenniiformes; Blenniidae. Gene Ontology annotation, molecular function: protein binding.